AUGCCUGUCAGCCCGGCCAAUGGCCGAAGACACCCAACAACCCAAGCAUUUACUUGUCGGCUCGAUAAUGAGCCGAAGGAUAAAGCAAGGAUUACAACAAUGAUCACGAUUAGCAAGGACAAAGAGAAACAGGAGGCCUAUGACAAGAUAAUUCAGUUGAAAAAACAGUUAGACACCAAACAGAUGUUGGAAAUGGAAAUUGAAGAGUUAAGAGGGAAACUGCAAGUUAUGAAGCAUCUUGGAGAUGAAGAUGAUGCAGCUGUGCAGAAUAAGAUUAAAGAAAUGAAUGAUGAACUGCAAGAAAAAGUAGAUAAUUUGGAAAAUAUGGAGGCCAUGAAUCAUACCCUCAUUGUGAAGGAGCGCCAGAGUAAUGAUGAACUACAGGAAGCUCGUAAAGAAUCAAUAAAAAAAAGAUUUCCUUCUGGAGAAGCUGAGACCAAGGGUGUUGAGCUUUGCUCUUUGUGGCAGGAGAACGUGAAGAAUUCAGCUUGGCAUCCAUUUAAAAAUAUUAUAGAAGAGGAAGAUGACAAGUUACAAAGCCUCAAGCAGGAAUGGGGAGAUGAGAUACAUUCAGUUGUUGUUGAAGCCUUGAAGGAAAUAAACGAAUACAAUGCAAGCGGUGGGUAUCCAGUGGUGGAGCUACGGAACUUGAAGGAAAAAAGAAAGGUUACUUUGAAAGAAGUUAUCAAUUAUAUUGUGGAUAAUAUCAAACUAGCAGUUGAUAUUUUUUUAUCAUUGCUUUGUGUGGCUGAUUAA
Messenger RNA from Cajanus cajan (pigeon pea), 756 nucleotides. The record is from RefSeq and is a predicted model, not a curated record. Lineage: Eukaryota; Viridiplantae; Streptophyta; Magnoliopsida; Fabales; Fabaceae.